AUGGGUCGCAUAACCCAGCUGACAGGUUAUGAGUACCGCCCAAGGGGCCAAAGCCGUGGGCUCCGUGGUCUCUGCCUUCUCCGUGCUCUCUGCCGCUUGGCCUCUCCCUAUGGAGCCCUGCCCCCCAGUUGUCUGGGAGACCCUACCUUGAACCUUCAGUAUGCCUGCUCCCAGACCCAGCUGGCCCAGGCAGGGACCCCAGAGGAGGAUGGAUUCUUCAACCUGCUAAGCCACGUCCAGGGUGCUCGGAUGGAGGAGCAGCGCUGCCCCCUGCAGACUGAGCCAGGCCAGGGGCCUCCCAACAAGAGUAGCCGAAGCCGUAGCCCCAGCCCUAGCCCCAUUGCUCCUCCGGAGAUGGAUAACCUGAUGGACAUGGUGGCCCACACCCAGGGACGUCGUAUGGAUGACCAACGUGUCAGCAUCAACUACCUGCCUGGUUUCCAGUCUGUGGCCCCUAAGGAUGGGGUACAGCAAGGAGCUGGGAAUCGCAGCCACCAUCCCCUACUGGUUCCUCAAGACCCGUCUGCCCUCAGCUUCCGAAGGAAUAGCAGCCCCCAUCCCCAAACCACUGGCCCCUGA
Trichosurus vulpecula (common brushtail) is the source of this 579-nucleotide messenger RNA. RefSeq names its product Purkinje cell protein 2 (gene PCP2). Gene Ontology annotation, molecular function: protein binding; guanyl-nucleotide exchange factor activity. The transcript is spliced from 5 exons. Lineage: Eukaryota; Metazoa; Chordata; Mammalia; Diprotodontia; Phalangeridae. The record is from RefSeq and is a predicted model, not a curated record. Bases 1 to 579 code for a protein of 192 amino acids.